Molecule: messenger RNA, 17328 nt
Organism: Xyrichtys novacula (pearly razorfish)
Lineage: Eukaryota; Metazoa; Chordata; Actinopteri; Labriformes; Labridae
Source: the annotation of a GenBank genome assembly
UCUGUUGCUGCUGAGUAAGAGGGUAUGUGCCACGGCUCAGACCCUGAGUGACAGGUAUUGACCCGCCCAACCAAAAGACGUCUCUGUGGGAACGCUAUUGAUUAUUGCCACAGCAAUAAAGGUCCCGGAAGCCUGUGAGAAUGUCAGGACUCUGUGCUGCCUGAACCAGACCGGGUCCCAACACCAAACACAAAGACAGAAACAUUUCUUCCACUGACACGUCCUAACCUACAGCCUUUAACUCUCUCACGCUAGCUAAAGGGCUCUUACUGGGAGGAGAAAAGAUGAAAGACGAGAUUGGUGACAUGGUGAAAUGUGCAUUUGUUUGAGGGUGGCAUGCAUGAGCAGACCAUAAAAUAUAUUUAACCUUUUGUCUUUAGCUGUAUCAAAAAGAUUCUUUGGUCUAAAGUUGGAGCUUUUGGUCGUUUAGAUGUUUGUUGUCACUGCUUGUUAUAAAAUGAAUGAAAGUAAAUGGAAACACCUCAAAAUUAUUAUUAUUAUUUUUAAAAGUGUUUCUAUUUUAUAUAGACAGAAUUAUAAAGGAUAAAAGUUGAAAUUAUAAUGGAUAGAAUUAAGGGAAUUUUCCUCAGCAGCGUCCUGCAAUAAACUGAUUUUUCUUUUUGCAUGAAGGGCUGUGCAUCAUUCACAACAAGUGCAGAGGAGAUAGAUUGCUGUUAUGGCCCAUUGAAGUAAAAUACUUGAGUGUUAUGUAAGCCAAAAAAACCUGCAUGGUAAGUGCCAAUAAAUUCAAUACAGGUAGAAAUGAAUGGAGGUUAAUGGUAAAUAUCUUUUUGACAAAAAAUACAACAGAAAUUCAUUUCAGCCUUUUUUCAUCAUAAACACAGUAGAUUAUUCAGGAUUCUGCAGGAAGAUGCAUUAAAGUUCAGUUUCCAAUUGGUAAUUUUUAGUGUGUUAAAUAAUAUCCAUUUAUUUCCAUUAAUUUUGAAGAAUACCACAGCAAUCUCCAUGCUCAUUAUGUUACAGCCGCACAAACGAGUACAAAAAUACCUGCAUGUAUAUGGACAACAACUGGCACCUUCGUAAAGUCUUACUUAAAGUUUUAGACAUUUUUCUUCAGAUUUUUCUGCCACAGAGUUAUGAUGAAUUUAAGUCAAUGAAAUAUUUCUAACCACAAAAAAAAGCACAGUUCAGAUUCACUCUUGAUAAUACAACAAAUUCUCUGGAUCAACAAAGAUGACAGCAGUAAAAACACAUCUUAAUAAAAUAUUGUGGAGAUUAUUUCUUGUGUUUUGAGUGACAUUCACUCAUAUUUGAAAGAAAGCAGAAAUUGCAUAUCAGUGCAAUCUCAGUGUCUGAUUCUUAAAAACAAACUCUCAAUGAACCUGGAGGCCACUAGAAAUAAUGAAAUAUAUGUUUUUAAUUGGGAUUUAGCUUAACAAACCAUUUAAUCAAAACCACACCAGCUCAUGCCUCAAAACCUGCAGUUUAUCGACUUUUCUCACUUUCUCUCCAACAAUCUGGUCAAAACAAUAAAGAUUUUCUUUUGUCAUUCUCUGCUUCUCCCUCUGUCCCACUUUCACACACCCCCUCACACAAACGCCAUCUCCACCCUUGACCUCGCUGUGAAAAGUUAGUGUGCCCGAGGUUGAACUCUCCCAGAUCUGCCACAGCCACAAAUGCUGGGAAAGUGGCCCUGACAUACAUGCAUGCGUGCGUGCGUUUGUGUGUGAGUUGGACAACACUUGGGGUGUCAUGAAUAGGAGAGAUUUGACCCUCAACCCCCCUGACCUGUCCACACAAACGGCCCCCUUUAACCCAUCCCUGCUAUUGUCAACCAAGACGGCUUUCGUUUAUUCACACAGGCCACCAGAAGAGCCAAAAUUCAUUAUAUACCACUUUGCUUAUUAUUUCCAACCAACAUUUAUGCCCCUUCUUCUUUUCUAGCUGCCUCUUUCUAUUUUUCCCACUCCCAUCACCACUCUUUGCUUCUUUCACAGCCUCUUUCCUUUCAACCUCAACUUCUGAUCUUGAAUUUUCACUUGAGAGUCAAACUGCAGGAACAUCAAUGCCAAAAUAUUUGCAUCAUUGAAUUUAAUAGGUGUUCAACUUACUCACUUCUCAGCAAAAAUAGACCCUUCAAAGUUUCAGCUGAUAAAAAAUCAAAAUUGUCUUUUGCCUGAAUUGAUAUCUUCAAUGUUUGUUACUUGUAGAGAGCAUUUGAAAAACUGUCUCAAUAACAGCUUUGACUAAUUUGCAUUCACAGCAGUUGAUCCUUACAUGUAAUUAAUGGACUUGAUUGCUAGAAAUGGAUGGUUCCCUUUAACACUGGACUGGUUUGGAUUAUCCAUGUCAGACAGGUAAGGCACCGCAAAUGUGUUCAUAUAGCACAUUUAAGUAAAAAGCUAACUCAAAGUGCUGCACACAAAAUGUCAAACAGCAGAGAAAUGUACCAUAAACGGCAUUGAAAAUCUGAUUUAAGUCUAAGCUAUUAAAAAGAGGAGAGGAGGUAUAAUAAAAACAACUAAAAUAGAAGUUAAACCUGACCAGAGUACGACAAGGAAAAAAGAAAAAUCUCUGGAAGCCAAGGUUGUUCUUUCUCAGCACGUCUGACAUUGGGUUUGGUGUGUCUCAGGGAAGUGUUCUGGGUCCUCCUCCUUUUUAAUUUUAUGCUCAGCUAGGUAAAUAGCUUGUCUUCUGACCCCAACAAUAUUUCCUUGAAUAACUGAACUAUAUGCAUGUGUGCAUAUAUAUGAUUACGGACUGAUAGACAUGUUUGAUCAUGUUAUAAUUAACCAUUGUUUCUCUCAUUAUGAUGUUGAAUUCAGUGCUGGAGGAUGUAAUCUAUCUAAAUAGAUAAAUCAGUCCAGGUUAUUUCCUCACAGUCUUUCAACAGAUGGAUGUUGUCUACUAAUGCUGGGAUUUUAUAAAUGAUAGAUUGGGAUUUCCUUGUUCUUGAUUUCCCUGGAACCAGUCUUUACAAAGAGGUUUUUCAAAGCAGUCCUCAGCGACCUCCAGGGGUCAUUCAAGAGGUUCAAGGUGAGGCCCUGCAGCGAAACCUAAGUGAACACUUGUGUUAAUCCCCCAUGUUAAAGAACACAAUAGGAAGUGGAGACUGAAGAUGCAAAUAUGACCUUAUUAGAAAGAGACGUUUUAGUAACAAAAAGUUGUUGACCCCAGGAAUGAUAUGUAACAGAAGCUGUUUAUGAUGGACCUUAUCUGUGCAUCCUUAUUUACAUCUUGAUCUUAGAACCUUGCUCCUUAAGUAAGUGACCAAACAUACAUUCUAUCACCCUACUCCUAAACACAACCCAACUGCUUUGCCUGCUCCUGAAUCCUCCACUCAGGUAUGGAUUUUCUAAAGCCCACUCAGGGGUACGUAAAUAAAAGAGGCAUCUUUUGACCCUUUUAUUAACUGAGGAACUACUCUCUGUUUUAUGAGUACUUGCUUAACAAUGGAUUCAGUGAGAGCAGCAAACUCUGAAGCCUCUUAAGGCUAUAGAGCUGUAAUAAAUAAAGCCAGAGUGCAAAUGGAAAAUGACAAAUUACAAGUUGUAUUUAAAAUUCAAAAGGCCUCUUGGCUAAAUACCGGGAAGGAACACUUCAGUGUGGCUCUUAUGAACCAUCAUGACUCUGCUCACCCACUGAUCAGUCCUCCUUUGAGCUUUAUUUGAAGUCACUCAAACGCUGACUAGUCUUCAACAUAUCAGGCCUUUAGCCCUAUAAUGCCUGAAACCACAAAUUAUGGCCAGAAAAUUCAAAUUUUUGGAGCUGAAAUGUUUAUUUCACUUACUACUGAAAAACAAAAAAAUCAAAAUGUCCUUAAAAUCUUACAAAUGUAUUUAUUUAUCUCGUUUGAUACAGUAGAUGUUUUUGGAAACUGAUAAACCACAAGAGAACAUUUUAAUAAUUUAUCAGACUGUGUUAAGGUGUCUUUUUUUUUUUUUUAGAAAUUUGUUGAUCAUAUUGAUUGAUAGAUGUAUUAUGUAUCAAAUAUGAUAGAAAAGGCAAUAAAGGGUCAGUUUGUUGCCAUCUUAGAUAUGACAUGGUGCUAUUUAAAGACAGGUCAGUAAAUGCUAAAGGCAAGAACCCAUUUUCACCCUCAGUAAGAACACAAAAUACUCCUGACAACAAACCUUAUAGUAGGUCUAUACUGAUGAAUACACCAUUUCACUGCAUUAACCAAGAAAAACCAUAAAACUUACACAGACGUCCAGGUGAAGGAGAAGGCUUUCUCUUGGAGGAAACCUCCCUCUGCUGGCCAAUCUGUGUAACUGCAACCAGAUAGAAAAUCCACUCAUAUAAGAAUGUAUUAAAUUGGCUUUUUUGUAUUAGAAUCAUAUUUUAGCUUCAUUUUUCUUACUGUUUUAGAAAUGUGUGUUAUAUUCAUGAUGAAUCCCACAAAAUUUUCAAUCUAAACACAAAAUGCAAGCUGAAAGAUACACCCCUGUGUAAAAGUAUACCAAGUUAUACAGUCUCCAUGUGUUAAUGACUCUUUGUUUUUGCUUUCAAUGACUGCUAACUCGGUGUUUUAUUAUUUCCAUCCGUCACAGUGGUGAAUUGAUUUACUCCUGUCUCUUCUUGCAGGAUGUUUCAUGCUACACGUCAUUGCUUUCCCACUAUGUCACUACUCUCCACUGAGAUUUACUCUGAGCUUCAAUCCGGCUAAAUCACGCCAAAUCACGCCUUCACCUCAUCUUUUUGGAUGUCCUGUUAUCAGACUUUACUUGUGUAAUGGACCCAAAGCGGAAGUUGUCAUUUAAACCUCUCUCGUAACUUUGAGUUUGGAUUUCUCGCUGGAAAAAGCGACUAGCUCUGAGGAGAAAGUAGGGGGGUUGAAGUUUUUUGGGAAAGCCCUCUUUUCUCUGGGAUUGCUGACGCGUCCUGCGUUACGAAGCUCUGAGUGGACUCGCAGCCCCUUUUCAGCUUCUUCCACCAUGUUUCUUUACUUUCUAGCUUUAAUGGUCUUUCUUUCACCGGCUGAGUGCUACUUCUCGGAGGAAAAGUACCCAGAGGAGUCGAAAAUGCAACCUCCGACCGUGGUCGUCGCGAUAAUAGCCCGAAACACUGCUCACUCCCUGCCUUACUACCUCGGAGCACUGGAGAGACUCAACUACCCCAAAGACCGCAUCUCUGUGUGGUGGGUUUCCUGCAUGGACUCUGCAUGCUCUGCCAGACUGUUUGUAGAGAGAGGGGUCUCCUUUUUAUCCCACUAUAGCAGCCGUUCAAAAGGUCAAUGGCAUUUAAAUGAGUUGGUGAAAGCAGCAGCUUACCACCCCUCCCCUGUUCUCUCUGAGCCUCUCACACUGCAGGCUGCUGCACUCCAACACUUCACUUCCUACUGUGUUUUGUGGGUUCGUUUUUAAUGCUGUGAAGUUUCUUCUGACUAAUUUGCUUUCUCAGAUGUAAUUUCAAUGAGGUAAUCAGUACACACUGACUGUUAGUAUCCACAGGUAGAGCUGUUCACCAUAUAUCUCUGUGGUGUGCUUACAUGCAGUUUAUGUGCCAUUAACCAACCCUGAUCUCAUUUAAAAUCUAUUCCGCUUGUUUGUCUUGAUGAACUUCCAUCUAACAAGAGAGAUUAACAGUUGCUAGAUUGCCUAAUAGUGCACAGUAGAGCUUGGUAAUCAGAUAAGACUGAUUAAUUGUAUUUAAUGAUGCAACAUUAAAAAUGUGGUGUUAUGCAUUGUGAUGAGUGGUAAUAUUGAUGCAGGGUUGUGAUUUGAGAAUCCUUCCCAAAUGGGGUUUGAACCGCUUAUAAGUAACUCAGUUUAUGAUGAGGUCGCCCCCUCUGAACAAAUCUCAAAUGUGUAAGCAGAGCUGUUAAAAUUUCAGAGCAGCCAAAAAAUAAAAAAAAUAAAAUAAAAAGAAGAAAUCCCAACAAUGAUUUUCUUCCAGCAAAAUUUAUGUGUAACUUUUGAGAAAACACUAAUGUUAUCUAUCAGGUCAAAGAGGGGCAAGCCAAGAAUGGAUUGGCAUGUUACUCUAAAAAUUUUGCCUUAAUUAAAUAUCUAUCUUUACAAAAUAUCCUCCUCUCUCAUUUGAAAGGUUCAAUAUGUUCCUAUUGUGGAUCUACUUCUUGAGAAAUACUAAACUCUGCUUCUCUUCAACUUUUUGUAGGUCACUUUGUCCCCCCUGAACAGCCGUUUCAGGCAUAAAUAACACAUAUGCAGGAAUGAUCUAUCUUGUUGCUACUCGUUUUUUUGUUACUCAUACAGUAUUCAGUGUGAUAACCAGCUCCAUACUCCUCACACAGGCUUUAAUUUUACAGCACAAUAUUCUUCAUAUCAUACUAAGUUGUCUGGAAACAGUUGAAAAAUUUCUAAUGUAAGAUGUUCCCAGACUAGAGUGUCUGAUUUUAGUUAUCCCAGCAGAUUCAAUACCAGAUCAGCUAGAUAGCUGAUGUCAAUAACCUAAAAUCAGAGUAUAUCAAAUAGUUCCCCAAAUUGAUUUACAUUCAAGGCCAAGAAGACGAAUAUAAGAGAUGUCACAGUUGGAUUUUCAUUUUUGGAUUUCCCCUGCUAUUUAUCAGACAAACACUAACAUUAGUUAGUUAACCUGUUUUUCCACAGAGUAUAAGUUCACAGAGAUGAAAGUUGUGGCUCUGAAGCAGAGGUAAAAAGGUGUUGAGGGUUGAUCCCGAUUUCCCGAUUACACACAGAGACUGAGUCGCGAUGAAAGUGACAGUGGGGAGCAGUUCCUCUUCUUAUAUUGUGGUUCUUGAUGUUUGGACCCUCAAUACUUUUUGAAAAAUCACAAGUUAAAGGGAAUGUUCCCAUCCGUUAAGAGUAAGUUGCUGUUGUACAUUAACUUGACGCUAUGUUUCUCUGCGCUCUUCAGGGCAGCAACAGAUCACAACACAGACAACACCACAGCCAUACUGAAGGAGUGGCUCACUGUGAUGCAGAAGUUUUACCACUAUGUCGAGUGGAGACCCAUGGACAAGCCCACGUAAGUCCUAAUUAUACGGCCGUUAUCUAACACUGUUGACGAAAGGAGCGUAUGGUUUGAUCCUGUAAACAAAUCUCAGCCAGAUCACUUCAGCAGCUGUAUUACUGCAAAAAAACUUUAUCUUUUUAUUUUAUCAGGAUCACAAUCAGAGAGCUCUUCAAGUGUCAUAAAGUUGGCAAUAAGUUGAAUUUAUCAACUGGGGGUAAAUAAGUAAACGUGCAAACCAAACCUGCACUUAAAGCACUGCUCUUUCUCACUCUGUCUAUUGUCUGACUCACUGUGAAAAGGUAACAACACACACUGAAUAGCCUUUAAAUCUGUAGUUCACUGAUUCGUCAUGGUGGAGCCUCUGUUCCUAAAGAUAGCACCAUUUUCAGUUCACAUAAUGGGGAAUGAUGCAGCAUGCCUAAGCUUGUCCACACCUGUAACUAUGUGUGGGCAUCCAUCUUUUUAAGCUCAUCAGUUUAGCUGUGUUUUGAACUGUGUAAAAGACAUACACAAAAUUUAUUUGGGUAAUCCUCCCAAAUAGAUUUAUCUUCCCUCUGAGGUUUUUAUUUAUUUAUUCAUUUUUAGGAUGUGCAUGAAAACAAGUCUUCUUUUGUAAGUUUGGAAAGCUGCAGUUCACAUAAGGACAACAAUAAGCGGUGCCUGCUUUCUCUGUCACAGGUCAUAUGCAGGAGAGUUUGGUCCCAAACACUGGCCAAACAGCAGAUAUGAGUAUGUGAUGAAGCUGAAGCAGGCAGCGCUUAACUUUGCCAGAAAACGCUGGGCCGAUUACAUCCUGGUGAGCGCUGAAAUAAUCUUUAUUCUGACAGCAUUGUGGGAUUGAUCUUGGUCCUUUCUCCUGUUUUAUCUGAUGAAAGCUGUCCUCCCUUCACUGCUCUAGUGUCAUCCAAGAACAAGAUUUGGCAACGAUCGUUCCCACGAACAUCACUCAUCUAAUUUUUUCACUCUUUCGUCUGUUUCCUUUGUGUCUCUGUUUCAGUACGCUGAUACAGACAAUAUCCUCACCAACCCAGACACUCUCAACCUGAUGAUAGCAGAGAACAAGUCUGUCAUUGCUCCCAUGUUAGACUCUCAGGGAGCGUACUCUAACUACUGGUGUGGUAUCACUCCUCAGGUGAGUAAAAACAUAGUCCCUUACAUAUUUAAAUGGUCACACUGCUGAUCCUAAUCCGCCUCCUCUCUGUCUCAGGGAUAUUAUCGUCGAACGGCUGAAUAUUUCCCCACACGACACCGCCACAGGCUGGGCUGCUUCCCUGUGCCGAUGGUUCACUCCACCAUGCUGCUGGAUUUAAGGAAGGAGGGCAUGAAAAAACUGGCCUUCUUCCCUCCUCACGAUGACUACUCAUGGCCUUACGAUGACAUUAUUGUGUUUGCUUUCUCCGCCCGGGCUACAGGUCUGUAACUGCUCAUUUAUUGUCAUAUCUGUAUAGUUUCAUCCACUUAAAGCUCCUGUUAGUAAUUUCACCUGUGAACAUUAACAUUAACGCCUCUAUAUGAGCUUUAAAAAGCAAACUUAGACAAUCAGCAUUGAAACUGACUGUAUUUUAUUUAAAGCUUCAGUCGGGAACUUUUAUUUAUGUUUAUUUUGUGGCGCCCCCUGUGGACGAAAUGGUACCUCUUAACUAUGUAGAAGUCUUAACAAAAAAAAAAACAUACCAUGCACUAUUUCAACAAUAAAUUGUAUCACUGACUGUUCUAAUGGGAAAUGUAAAAACAGGCUAUUAGGAUAGUAUGCAGGUAAACAGCUUGAUUGGCACCUACCCCCCUACCAGCAUUUUUAGGCAUUAAAACUAACCAAAAAGAAAUAAUUAAACUUGUUACCAAUGGUCUUGUUCACUUUUGUGGGUCAUAAAGAGGCAUCAGUGUUAAUUUGGGUCCACUCUGUAACCUGAUAAAAACUCCACACAGGAGCUUUAAUGUAGAAAUAAUUAUAGCAUCAAUUAUGUUUCUACAAUAAAUGCUGGACUCACAGGGGUAGGCGUCAGGUUGAUUGACAGGCUACUGAAGAAAAAACACUAUUUUAAACAUUUUUACGCUGCAUUUAUUCUCAAAAAAACAUCAGAAAAAAUCUGAAUUUAUUUACCCAUGUUCAGAAAAGGUCAACAAAGAGACAAGAGGUGGUGCUUGGUCCACAGGGGACACUAAGUUUGAUACAAUCCAGAAAGUUCUCCAUUCCAGGAGCUUUAAAGGCGAUAAAUGGAAAUCAUUGUGGAAAUAUCUUGUCCGUUAGUUUUAAGGUUAUGGAUUUAUUCCUGUACAAUUCCCAGAGAUACAGAUGUACCUGUGUAACAAGGAGCGUUACGGCUACCUGAACGUCCCGGCCAAACCUCACCACACUUUGGAAGAUGAUCGUCUCAACUUUGUCCAUGUGCAUCUAGAGUCCUUGAGUAAGAGCAACCAAAAUAUGAAACACAGAUAAAAAAGGAGAGAAAUUAUUUUUCAUUUUGGUAGAUUUAUUGGUUUAGCUUAUUCUGCAUCUUCUCUCUUUAUCAGUCGAUGGUCCUCCAAUGCAGCCGUCUCGCUUCGUGCACAUGUUCCCCAAAAAGAGAGACCUCAUGGGUUUUGAUGAGGUAGGAAACAUCCCGUUUGGUUUGAAUGUUGCUACAGUUUAGGAGAAUAAUCUGUUGUGAUUCAUUACAAACUGUUUGAAUAGAAAAUUACUUUUUUUCUCAGCCAACACAGUGUUUUUAAUAACAGUAAGAAAAACAUUUUCCUCAUCCAACCUUCUGGACCUAAAAGUCUUCAGUGAUCAUAACAAGUGUGUUAAAUUCUGUAGCUGGGUCAGUCUAAUAGCUUCAACAGAGACAAAAACGUUUAAACUUUUUAUUUCCAUUUUCAUGUUUUCCGUUUUUAACUGAUUGUUCUUUAGUAUUUCUCAGGCUUUUGUUUUCUGCAUAUGUUGCAUCCAAAAAUCCUUAAUUUCCCAUCAGCUCUUUGAAUCCAUAUUGCUCUGGUUGUUCCUAAUUCUUUACACAUCUACUGUUUGAGACCAUUUCAUCCAAUGAUGAUAUCACUGCUGGUUUUUGAAUUGGAUUAAUAAUCACAAGCAGUAUAGAUCUCUACACAUAGAUCUCCCUAUAAAGCCUCUGUAGCUCAUGGCUUUAUCAGAUCACUUAAGUAAUCAAAGGGAUUGUAAAAGUGGCACAGUUGACUGUUUUAGCAAAAAGAUAAAAAUUUUAAGCUCACUCAAUUCCAAGGAUAUGAAAAACAGCAAAUCCAAACUUAUGAAGUUCAUACAUCAUUGUAAAACGAAGAGGAUCAGUGUUAAGAUGUUAAAGAAGUGAUUUUGGGGAUGAAUUACAAGGAUUUCAAGUACGAAGAUUCACAGCUGUUUUCUUGGACAUCAGUAGAAAAGUUUCCAUAAGUGCCCAAAAUUGAGGGGUUGCAGAAAAAAAUGCACGGGUUUGUUGUUUUAAAAGAAUUCUUUAAAUCAAAACACUCCAACUUUUGGAGUGACAGUUUAAUAAAGAAGUCAUUUCCACACACAGCACUGUACAGCUGCAAACAAAGGAAGAGACCGAGAUCAAGCGGGGUCUAUUAUUAGUGCAGGUGUGGUGUUACAGGUGAAGGCUUUUGUCUGCCUGCCUGAUUCAUGGUGGGAGUGGGGAUUUUCAACAGCAAGGCCACCAUUAAUUACGUUUUAAAGUGGUUCUUACAUGGUUUGUAUGGAAAUCCUGCUUUAUGCCUGUUUGGCUCCUUCUCACGUUGACAUCUGCUUUUGAUUUGAUACGGAACACAGCUGUGCAGGGACGAGCGAAAGGAAUUCAUCUUGUCAUGCAGCUUUCAGUAUUCAGAGAGUGAAGCUAGAUAUUAGAUUAGAAAUGAACUGAUCAACACGUUACUCACAAUUUGGAGUUUACAGAUUCAUGCAGAUGUUUGUCCUCUCUCCUCAGAUUUUCCUGAUUAAUCUCAGGCGCCGUCAGGACCGCCGAGACCGCAUGCUGUACUCUCUAAACGAGCUGGAGAUUGACGUGAAGGUGGUGGACGCUGUGGAUGGAAAGUGAGUCCACACUCUUUAGUUCACAGUUCCGUGUUGUUGAAAAGUGAAAUAUCGAGAAAAUCCCGAUGACAACAAUGUAUCAAUUAUGACUUAAUCUACCUCCUGUUACAUCAACCAUUGACUUUCACUGCAAAACAACUGCAAACCCUUUUACUUCUCAUCCUGAUUUGGUUUUUGACUCAUUGACACUAACCCGUUUCCAUCUUUUAUUUGAUUCUUUACUUCCGUCUUUCUGUUCCUGCACUUUUACUGCUGUCUGCCUCAAAAGACAUUACGAUUUGUUCAAUAAUCUCAUAGUUCAUGAUUUUACUGUAGGCUCAUGGUUAAUUUCUAAUCACAUGAUAAGAAAAAUGGGAAAGAGAGAAUCUAUGCAUCAAUAAAUCUUACUUUAUUGUUGUGUGCUCUGUGCAUGUGCACAAUCAGGGUAUUUCUUAUUAAAGUGUUGGUGGAGCUGCACCAACAUGUUUCUGUCUUGUGUAAAAGAGAUAGACGUUGACCAUGUUCAGUGUGUAUUAAGGUGUUGUUUUUGUGUGUCUGUGUAGUGCUCUGAACAGCAGUGAUAUUAAGAUCUUGGGUGUGGACCUGCUGCCCGGCUACUACGACCCGUUUUCAGGUCGCACACUGACCAAAGGAGAGGUGGGCUGCUUCCUCAGCCACUACUUCGUCUGGAAGGAGGUGAGAGGAUACAUACCUACGUCUUUUUAAACUACAACUAAAGCCAAAUCUACUGAAAACAGAAUACAACACAAUCCAAGCCUGGUAUAGCAACAGGUAUCCUGUAUGUGAUCCACUCCAACUCUUCCCUUGCUGUCUGUUCAGCUUCUUUUAUGUCCACACUUUGAGAAAAGGAGCUUCACCAUAAUAAUGAUUUAAACAGCUUCCCCUUCACAGUUAUCACAUUCACUGAAUUCUACCAUAUUUCUCAGUGCAGUCAUUUCCCUGGAUUUCCAUUUGUUUUUACUAGAGCAGUGUUUUUGUACAAGAGCUGAAGGGGAGGAUGUAUGUGUUUGGCUGCUGAGUUGAAGAAUCACCAAACUUUUUCCAGAAUCAUUUUGGACCAAUACAAAGACUUUUUUUUUUUCUGUGGGAUCAAGUCAACUUCAUUUUUGCCCUUUAUAUUUUGACUUAUGUGACCAUAACGCAUAUUCUGUGAGCUGCAAAAGCACAACAAGCAGAAACGGCUCAGCAGCAUGCCCAGUCAUGGUUUGCUCUACGACAGUGACUAAAAGGUUGUUUUUGGCCUUUAUUGAGAUAAGAGAAGAUAAGAUACUCCUUUCUUAGUCCCACAAGAGGAAAAUCCGAAUUUACAGUUCAUCCUUUCCAAGAAACAUACAGUAGACAGACACAUACAGAUGAGGACAGUAGAUAGGACAGGAAGACUUCCUGUGUAAUGCCUAAACCACUGGACUAGUUUAUGUUUUUUAGAAAAAAAGUUAAACCUCAAAAAAUGAAACCAUCUGUCCUUGUGUUUUAUUCUAACCCUAUAAAAAGAGAAAAAAACAUUUUAUGUUUUUUUGAUGUAAAAAUGUUUCAGUUAGGGAUUCAAUAACUUGAAAAAUGAACCAAAAUGGAACUUUUAUCAAACAAGCACAUAGAGUACACCGUCUUCUCAAGACUCUGUUCAUUAAUCUUCGACGCUCUUCAUCUCUGUCCUGUCUUUUAGUCACUAUCACUUCAAAAAACCAAAAUUGUUCUUCGUUUCAUUCCUGAGCCUUCUCUGGCUACAUUUUCUUUUGUGCAUCUUCUUCACAGAUGGUGGAUAUGCAGAUGGAUAAGGCGCUGAUCUUUGAAGACGACGUUCGUUUCCAGGCAAACUUCAAACGGCGAGUCCUCAGACUGUUGGAGGAGGUGGAGCAGGUGGAGCUGGACUGGGACAUCAUGUAAGCUCAACAUGUCUUAUUUGAUCUGCAUUUGCUUUCCAGUGUUUCUGUGUCUGCAGUUUCCUCAAGACAAAGAGUUGCCUGUUAGUUAUAGUAGUAGUAUUUUAGCUGAACCCCCAGCUGUUACAAAGUGCAGAGACUGAUAAAGAUAAUUUUAAAAUAUGGUUGAAAGCAGAGUUAGAUAGAAGUCUCUGGUGCUUUUCCAGCCUCUCAUAUAAAAGUUUUAAGGACAGGCAGCCGUGGUGGUCAUGAAAGCAUUUUAAAAGUUUGAAUCAGCAGGAAAAGGGGAAAAAUGACCAACCUCUUUUUCUGUUUUGUGGUUCCUGUAACUCUCUAAAAUGGGUAACACUCACAUGUUGAACAAAUGCUACAAAAAAACUGAUACCGCAGGCAAAUUAAACCAAAAACAUGUGGCAACAAAAGAAUCAUAACUCGCACCAGAUUUCACCACUCAGCGGUUUCUUUUCAAUCUUCUUCUUCUUUUUUUCUAUUUCAUCAUGGCUUUAUAUUUCUCCAGAUACUUGGGCAGAAAACAGGUGAAUCCUGGGAAAGAGCAGCCGGUGGAGAACGUUCGGAAUUUGGUGAUGGCAGACUACUCCUAUUGGACUCUGUCCUACGCGAUCUCACUUCAGGGAGCCCAGAAACUGCUCAACGCUGAGCCACUGUCCAAGAUGCUCCCUGUUGAUGAAUUCCUCCCCAUCAUGUAUGACAAACAUCCAAAGUAAGUAGACAGAGCUCUGCAUUACUUGUUUAAAUCAAUUUCAUUAUCGUUUUGGUAGCUUUAAGGCUCAACAGCCUCUCCGUGCUGCCAGACCCAUAAAGGCAAAACUGACCUCAGAAGUGCUAAAUGCAUUCUGCCCUAUAUCUGCAUGAACUUGUAUAAUGUCCUAAAUUUAGCCAAGUUUUUUAUAGCAUAAGUAGAUUAAAGAACAGUGGUAAGAUCUGAGGUCUGCCUCUCCUCCCGUUUCUCUGAAAAGAAAGUCACUUUAGGCCGUAAUCUCUAUUCCUGUCAGUUAAUGUAGAUGGUGUGCAGUAAAAAAACACACACUAUGUUUUAAAGUACAUCUUACAUCUUUCUGAGGAGAUGUUUUCUAUUUUAAACAGAUUUCACUGUGGUGUCUGGGAUUGAGUCUCUGAAUUAUAGCUAACUUUUUAAGGUCAGAGUGUGUUUACCAGAUAGACCUGAACAGCUAAAAAGAGGAUUCAGAUGGGGUCGACUUGAACAGAACUCUUACAAGACGGACAUAUUUUUGGUUAUUUGAAGGAUGUUCAUUGGUCGUUUGUAAAACUGUUGAAGGGUAGUGUGCAACAUCUUUUAUCAGAAAAAGAAACACUGAAGUUCAGAGCUUCUGAGAAGAGUUUUGACAGAAAUUGAAAUGUAAACAGUUGCUUCUUUAUGGCCUGAAAAAACAAAUAGAUAGAUAGAGAGAUAAAUACUUUAUCAAUCCCUGCAUGAGAAAAUUCAGUUGUCAUUCAGUAGCAAGUAUGGAUACAAGAAAGACAAUAAAAUAUAUAUAAAAAUACUCUAAAGCCUCCACUCAUCUAAAUCAACAAUGAUUAUUUUAUAAAUGAAUAGCUGCAGGAAUGAAACGUCAGCAAGAGGAAUGAAAUUUCUAUACACAAAUUUUUAUACAAAAAAAAAGAGAGAAAACCCUGUGGGGGUGGAAACAAAGUCUGCUUACGUUCAGAAUGUAUUAUGUGUCCAACCUUCCCUACAUUCCCAUAACUUUCGUAGUGUUUAGACAAAAACUUUUCAUCAUUGGCUUGCUAACUCACUAUGCAAAGACAGACAUCGGGUGCAAUAUUCUUGCUUUGAGUUCACAUUUUUAUGUUUAUAUGGAGAAUUAACACACACCAAAGUAUUUCAUUAAGUGCUGAUACUGGCAGUAGACUAAAACUGAAAAAGAUUACGUACACUUUAGCUCCAUGUUUAACUUUCUUCAAAUUGUUGAUGUUUCAUCUCAUAAUGAUCGACUACAAACCAGAGAACCCGACCAUCAUGACUUGAAAUGGACUGAGUUUAAACUUUUAAUACGGCUGUAGACCUUUGUUCUCUCUUUAUGAUAUUAGUCAGUAAGAGAUGCCAUAAGUCUAUGUUUGUAUUAUCCCAGUUGCUAGCACAGCUCUGAUAAUUACUAUUAUUAUUACAUACGUAAGUGUUGUCAUAUUGUGACAUGUUAUCAUGCAAACAGCUGUUAGCAUGACUGUAGACUCAUUUGCUCAUAGAGUUGUUCAUUGCUUCUUUAAUUGACCUCACAGAGCUGCUGCCGUGGUUUUAGGCUCUAGUCAACUUUCUCUCUAUGCCUGUAUGAGCAUUUUCUUUCUUUCCUCAGCCCCACACAGCUGCUUGAAAGCCUGAUGACUCUUGUUUUUGUUAUUUUCAUCAUGGUGCCUUUACAAAUGUUCAGCCAACUUUGUCUCAAAGCGACAACAACAACAUUUAUGUCUUCUUGAGGUCUGAAAAUGUCCACUGUUCUGUUUUUGUUCCUGCGUAAUAAUCUGUCUCUGUAACCCCUCAGCUCACAUGGUUGUCGUUGUUUAUUGGCUGCGUCCUGAAAUCAGACCACAACUCCAACUCUGACUAAAUGAUCCUUUAAUCUUUUUUCAACCCGAGUUCCUCGUCAUCCCACAGUUUUGACUUCACAGAGUAUCUGAGACCCAGAUGACUGUGAUGAAAUACACCUUGGUCUGCAGGGCCUGCAAACCAGAAGGCUUGGCAGUGUCUGUGUGCUCCGUCAUGUGUGGAAAACUGGCUUAAAGCCAACCCCACUUUCUCUUUUCUCUCUCUUUCUCUCUUACCUCUGUGAGUCUAAUUCGAUAUGCUUGACUAGUUUGCUAAGAAUGCAUCACGACAGCCCACCACACACACCGCACACUGGUCCUGCUGUUGCCCUUCAUGCUUUAAGUUAUCACACUGUGUUUCCAGUAUCAGUCUCUGUCUCAAUUUCUUUUCAAAUAAGACCACUUCAAGCAAAUCACAACGUUUUUAUCCCUUCUUUGCAGGAGUAAAACAAAUAUACUGGCAGUUUUUCCAAAGUGUUGCAAAAAUAGUUCGUAUAAAGUUUUUAAAAAUCGAAUCUUUUUCAUCUUUACCACUGUUUCUCUCUUUGCAGUGAGGACUACAUGUCCCAUUUCCCCAACAGAAACUUACAAGCCUUCAGCACAAGCCCCCUUCUGGUCCAGCCUUGUCACUACGCCGGUGAUCCUGAGUGGGUAAGCGACACAGAAACGUCGACUCUGUGGGAUGAUGACAAUGUGCGCACUGAUUGGAGGGGUUCCCACAAGACCCUGAAAGGGUCCGCACCGCCCGAGAUGCUGUCAGCUGCCUACAGGGAUGAACUCUAGUACGAACAGACGGCGCUGUGGAGAGCCAGCAGUGGGUCAAAGGUCAGAAGGUCAGACAGCGAGAGGCUGAGGAGAGAAAGUGUUCUAUGACUUUAUUUCAGUCCACUCCGUGUCACACCACUGACACGCUGAGGGACACGCAAACUGAGCUCUGGGUUUUUCCAAGCGUGUUAGCGCGUGUUUGACAUGAGGAUUUUUUUAGUAAACAUAAGGGACAGCGACAUCGUGACUGUAAAGAUUUGUACAACAACACUUGUUUCAACACCUGUACAGAUAUCCGAGCAGUUUUUACUUGAAUGUGCAAAACAAAUAACCUUGUCUUUAAUGUAUUGAUCUCUGAAUUUCACCAUUUGCGCAUGUCUUCUUUUGUUAUUGUUAAAAGACAGAAAAACUACACAGAAAAAAUUAUUUCCAUGGCUUCAUUCGCAUAUUUAAAACUACGGUACCUCAUAGAUUUUUCAUAUCCAGCAGGAGAAUCAUCAUCAUCACUUUAAUUGUUGUGUUUGCAGGAGCUGUAAUCUUUCUCAAAUCUCUAAAAAAGCAUAUUACACAGUCUAUCAUGAUAUAAAAGGUCCAUCCAAGCUCUAAACCAAACAAGUACCUCAGGUAGUCAAAAACACAUUUGCAUAAUUUGUCACGCUGUCAACAUGAUGUUGUGGAGUAAAUUCAGUCUACCUGCAGGUAAGCACUGAUCUGGUUGUUGCAGAGUGCUGCUACUUCAUUAAAACAGAACUGCCUCUUUUCCUGUGAAAAAUCACCCCACAGGUGUAGCCGAGCUCUACAGCACUUGAGCGAACUGUCUUUAAUGCAUCAUAGAGACCCUGAAAGCUGACAAUGUGGUGACUCUUUCUGCACAGGUUUGAAAUGCAAGUGUGCUGAUAUGAAUGAUUUCGCUCUGAUGUCUGGAUAAAGUCACUCUGACCUUGUGUUACAAUCAUCAUCUGGUAUUAGUGCCUGCUUUUUCAAGUGUUGUUCUCUUUUUUUCUUAUUUAUUUGUAAAGUCUUCUUUGUUAUUCAUUGAUUUAUAAAAAGAAAGACACAAUGCAAAUGGUGAAAGUGCAAUGGUUUAUAUAACAAAUCCUCUCUUUCCAUUUCUACAUGUCUUCAAUGUUGUAAAACCAGAUGUUUGGACAAUUGUGAAGACUUUUUAAGCCUUAAUAAAAAAUGUUCUUUUUUUCUAAUUUUCCA